CGUCCCCAUGACAGCGAUGCCGCUGGCGUUCCUGGGGCUCCGACUGAGAAACCCCCAUCGCCCGCGGGGCCGGGGGUUGCAUCGCCGGGCGGAGGCCGCUGGCGGCAGCCGGGCGAGGGCGCAGGGGAGGCGGACGGACCCUUCUUGCCGGCGGAACCAAAGCGCGGGGCUGCAGGGCGGCGGGGCUGCCGUUGGGUGACACCGCCCCCGGCUCUCCUUCCAGCGGGCGCUGCAGACGCGGCCCGACAGGCGCAGACAUGCUGCUGCUGCUGCGGGCUGCCGGCUGCCGCCGCGGCGCCCCCACGGCCUGCGCCGCCUGGCUGCGGGGCGCCCCGCACCGCGGACCGCCGGCGGACCGCCGCCCCUGGGUCGCCCCUCCCGCCCCGCCCGCAGCGGGGGCACAGCAGGUUACAUCUUUUCAAGGAGUGGCUGUUCGCAGCCUCUGCACGCCAUCCCCUUAUGACCACCCAGAACAUGGAAGAUUAGUUUAUAAAGGAAAUUUGGCAAAGGCAGUGUUAGGCGUGAAGUUUUUCUCUUACUCUACCAGCAUAUUCAACCUGUUCAUGAUGCCCUACAUCAUGCUCAAAACCGGUAUUGGAUUUGAAAGUCUGCUUAUACAAGCUGCCUUUUAUGGGUUGAUCGGGUUUUUUACAUUUGUGACACCCGUUACUUUGCAUAUCCUUACAAAAGGAUAUGUGAUUCGACUCUAUUAUAAAGAUGAAAUGGACACAUAUACAGCUAUUACAUACAAUGCGAUCUUGGCAGAAAAAGCAACUGUUUUCCAUCAGAAAGAUGUAAAGAUUCCGGACAUCACCAAGAUGUUUACAACAUUUUACGCCAAAACAAAAUCAAUGCUUGUUAAUCCGGCAUUAUUCCAAAAUCCUGAGGAUUAUCACCGUCUCAUGGGCUACGAUAAAUCCCUUUAUUUUAACUUUGAGAACUUAGAGGAGGAAAAGGAAGCUGGUGAAAGGAAAUAAUUUGAACAUCAUGAAUGUCACUGUCAUUGUUCAUGGUGUAGUACUAUAUAUAUGAAUGAAUGUAAAGUUCUAUUAUGCUUUCUUCAGUAUCAGAUAACUAAGAGUUCCACAAAUGCAUCUUGGAAUGUGUAAAAAAAAUAAAUAAAAACAACCUUUUUUUUUUAACUUGUAAACAAUGUGAAGGUUUUUUCAGAGUUAAUGACACAAAGCAUAGUAAAAAAAAAACAUGCUUA
Columba livia (rock pigeon) is the source of this 1210-nucleotide messenger RNA. RefSeq names its product transmembrane protein 70 (gene TMEM70). Bases 258 to 977 code for a protein of 239 amino acids. Gene Ontology annotation, biological process: mitochondrial proton-transporting ATP synthase complex assembly. Lineage: Eukaryota; Metazoa; Chordata; Aves; Columbiformes; Columbidae. The transcript has 3 exons. The record is from RefSeq and is a predicted model, not a curated record. Gene Ontology annotation, cellular component: mitochondrial membrane.